AUGGCCUACAAGUUCACCUGCUCUGUGCUCCUGAUCGCUGCCUUCGCCGGCGUUUCCCUUGCUGAACCAGCCCGAUUCCGCAGUCGAUCCUCCCGCUUCCAAUUUGCCCGUCAGGAGCAAGCUCCUGUGGAUGCAGCUGCUCCGGCCGAUCCUGCCGUGGACAUAGCUCCCACUCCGGCCUCGGCUCCAUAUCCCCCAGCAGGAGUUACACCUGAGGUGCCCUUCGACCUGCCCACUGAGACGGAGGCUCAGCCAGACCUGACCUACGGACCUCCAGCGGAGCCGGACAAUACCUAUGGACCACCUGCCGAGCCGGAUAACACCUAUGGCCCACCGGCUGAUUCUGUUGCAGUGGACCAGGCUCCCGUUGAAGACAACCCCGCCGCGGAGCCCAUUCCGGCCAGUCUGAUCCAGCCACGUAAUGGACGCCUGCGCAGUCGUCGCCCCGUUCCGGAGAAGCUCCGUUCUGCCCAGAUUAUUCGCUCCAGACCUGUGUUGGUUUAUACCAUUUAA
Messenger RNA from Drosophila serrata, 513 nucleotides. RefSeq lists its product as uncharacterized. Lineage: Eukaryota; Metazoa; Arthropoda; Insecta; Diptera; Drosophilidae. The record is from RefSeq and is a predicted model, not a curated record.